AUGUCCUUUCGGAAGAGAAAUGAACCUCUUACAGGAAACACGCUUACUCCAACCCCGAGAGCCCCAAGUUUGCGUACUCCUGUUAAUGGUAGAGUGCCAAUAGCUCCAAGAAACCCAUUGGCUACUAAUGUCGGUCGUGGUCCAUCGCCAAGUGUUAACAGGGAAAAAACUCCCGAGGCUGACUCUCUUGCAGCCAAUCCAGCAAUUAGACCUUCCACUGUUACUUCCCAGCCAACUGUUUCUACUGGCUGCGCAGAUUUGGACAAGAUUAUGAUGCACCUGGGACUUCCGCUUGGAACGUCACUUCUCAUUGAAGAGACAGGGACCACCGACUUUGCGUCGGUUCUACUUCGUAACUUCGCUGCUCAAGGUGUCAUGCAUAACCGAAUCGAAAAGAAUGCUCUUCAUUGCCACGUCGUGGUGAUUGGUGCACCCUCAGCUUGGGCUAAAGACUUACCAGGAGAAUACAAGGGAAGCAGCAAAGACCAGAAGAAAAACAAGAUUGCCCAAGAUUCUAGCAAGAUUAGUGUAUCCAAUAUGGCGGAGAAAGACUUGAAAAUCGCCUGGCGAUAUGGAGUCAAUGGCGAUAAAACAAAAGAGGCUGACCAGCCAUCCAGUUCAGUGAAUGAACACUAUUUCACCCAGUUUGAUAUUACUCAACGUCUUGUUCCUGGUCCGAGUGCUCAGGAAAUGUCAUUUGUUCCAAUUGGAACCUCAUAUGCUACUACAAUUGCUCAGAUCACCCAGCUCGUGGAGAAACACUCCAAGCAAAACCAGGUGGUGAGAAUUGUAUUGGCGGGCUUCCUCAACCCUUCGCUAUAUGCGCCACAGUGCUCGUCGCCAACGUAUAUCAUACCUUUCUUUGUCUCCUUACGAGCACUUUUAGCUAAGUACUCUAAUGUUGUGCUAGUGGCAUCACUCCCGCUAGAUUUGUAUCCAAGAGAGAGUCUCCUCACCCAUGCAUUCGAGGGUUUCGUGGAUGGUGUUAUCCACUUGCAACCAUUUAAUCCUGAUAUGGCCGCCUUGGUGGAGAGAGCGUACAAGAACGAGCCAUCGAAGAUUCAGCAAGGAUUGGUGAAUAUCAUCAAGGUCCCUGUAUUAUCUGAACGAGGUCUCAUGAUGGUUCGAAACGGCGAAUAUGCGUUCCGUAACGGCAGAAGAAAGUUUGAAAUCGAGGAAUGGGGAAUUCCGGUUGAGGAGUCUGAAGAGCCCGAACAGACUACCAAGAACAUAGAUUUCUAG
Messenger RNA from Sungouiella intermedia, 1242 nucleotides. NCBI's taxonomy places the organism in Eukaryota, Fungi, Ascomycota, Pichiomycetes, Serinales, Metschnikowiaceae. The record is from the annotation of a GenBank genome assembly.